Closterium sp. Naga37s-1 is the source of this 1164-nucleotide messenger RNA. Lineage: Eukaryota; Viridiplantae; Streptophyta; Zygnematophyceae; Desmidiales; Closteriaceae. The record is from the annotation of a GenBank genome assembly.
AUGGGGUCGGUGUGCUUUAAAGCCCAAAAGGAAGCGGAAGAGGGGGAGAGAGAGCAGAAUAAAUCAAGGGAAGAGCAGCGGCAGCAGGCACAACCCGAAUCUGGUCAGUCCCAGCAGCAGCAGCAGCAACAGCAGGAGGCGGAGGGAGCAGUGGCAGAGAAGCGGCAGCAGGAACAGCCACAAUCCGACGAGCAGAGACAACCGUCCGAUGGUGCUGUACUUACGGAUCAAGGGCCUGGGAAAGCCCAGCCAUCCGAGCAACAGCAGGCCGCACAUGGAGACAGGGCGGCGGAAAGUAACGGCAUACCAGGUAAAGGCCAAAUUCAUCACAACCACUCCCCCUGCCCACAUUGCGUUUCCACCACCACCCCCCCUGCUCGCAUUGCGUCUCCCCCACCACUCCCCAUGUCCACACUGCGUCCCCACCAUCGGCCCCCCUGCUUGCGUCACCCCCACCUCUCCCCCUGCUCACAUUGCGUCUCCCACAACCAACUCCCCUGCCCACAUUGCGUUCCCCCCACCUCUCCCUCUGCUCACAUUGCGUCUCUCACAACCAACUCCCCUGCCCACAUUGCGUUCCCCCCACCUCUCCCUCUACUCACAUUGCAUUCCCCCCACCUCUACCCUGCCCACAUUGCGUUCCCCCCACCUCUCCCUCUGCUCACAUUGCUUUCCCCCAACCACUCUUCCUGCUCACAUUGCUUCCCCCACACCACCCCACCUGCUCACAUUGCGUCUCCCGCCCACACCAACCCCCCUGCUCACAUUGCGUCUCCUGCCCACACCAACUUUCCUGCCCACAUUGCGCCCACCCCCACUCUUUUCCCCUCCGUUUCUCCCGCCUUGCCCACACUGCUUCUCCCUCACCACCCCGCAUGCCCAUCCUGCUUCUCCCCUCUCCCCCCCUGCCCCUGCUGUUUUCUUCCACCACCCCUGCCAGCCCACCCUGCUUUCCUGAUUUUCCCCUACCACUCCCCCUGCCCACCCAGCGUCUCCUCCACCCCCCCGCUCCCUUCUCUUGCCCGCACUGCCAUGAUUCCCCCCAUGCCUUUUCUCCUCCCAUCCAUCUCCGUCAUCAACCUCGUGCCUUGCUUCGCCCCCACCCAUCCAAUCCUGACCUCCCACCCUGAUCCGCAGCAGGACCAGCAGCGUCACAACCCCUAA